Molecule: messenger RNA, 2026 nt
Organism: Oryza brachyantha (malo sina)
Lineage: Eukaryota; Viridiplantae; Streptophyta; Magnoliopsida; Poales; Poaceae
Product: putative pentatricopeptide repeat-containing protein At3g49142
Exons: 1
Coding region: 30-2024 (664 amino acids)
Biological process (GO): RNA modification
Molecular function (GO): protein binding; zinc ion binding; RNA binding
Source: RefSeq, a predicted model, not a curated record
GCCGCGGUGAGUUCCGCAGUUCCGCGCCGAUGGACCCGCCGCGGAGCCUCUUCCCGGAGCUGCCUCCUGCCGGCCACGCCCUCCUCCGCCUCGUGGACUCGUGCCGCUCCCCCGCCCACCUCUGCGCCCUGCGAGCCGCGCACGCGCGCCUCCUGUUCCUCCUGCGCCUCCCUUCCCACCCCGCCUCCGCCGCCGUCCGCGUCAAGCUCAUGCAGGCCUACGCCGCGUGCGCCGCGCUCCCCGCCGCACGUGCGGUGCUCGACUCCUCACCCGACCGUAGCACCGUCUUCUUCAAUGUCCUCCUCCGAGGCCUCACCGCCGCCUCCCUCCACCGCGACGCCCUCCUCCUCUUCGCCUCCAUGCGGCCGCAGGGCCCCGCCUGCUUCCCCGACCACUACACGUACCCGCUCGCUCUCAAGUCCUGCGCAGCGACGAACGGCCUCAUUCUCGGGCUACAGAUGCAUUCCUCCACCGCGAGGCUCGGCCUGGACGGGAACGCCUUUGUGGCGCACUCAAUGAUCAGCAUGUAUGCGCGGUGCGGCCGCCCAGACGACGCGUACCAGAUGUUCGAAGAAAUGCUGUACCGGGAUGUUGUUUCUUGGAACGCCAUGAUUUCUGGGUUCGCACACGCAGGUUUGUUUGGCCGGGCUAUGGAUGUUUUCAGGAAAUUGGUGGCGGUGCAGUGCCCAAAGCCCGAUGCUGGGACCAUGGCAAGCAUCUUGCCCGCUAUGGAGAAGGCAAGGAUGGAGGACAUCACAUUGUUGAGAGGAAUCUUUGAUAAGAUGCAGUUUAAAGGACUUAUUUCCUGGAACGCUAUGAUUGCUAUAUAUACUAACAAUGAAAUGCAUGUUGAGGCUGUUGAGCUGUUCAUGAGGAUGCAAAAGGAUGACAUUGAGCCUGAUGCAGUGACUCUGGCUACUGUUCUUCCUUCUUGUGGAGAAGUCUCAGCGCUUUCACUGGGGAAACGGAUCCAUGAAAUUAUCAAGAGAAAAAGGGUAUGCUCCAGUAUGUUGCUUGAGAAUGCUCUCAUGGACAUGUACGCAAGUUGUGGGUGCCUGAAGGAAGCUAGGAGUGUUUUUGAUUCCAUGGGUGCAAGGGAUGUGGUAUCAUGGACUUCAAUAAUUUCAGCUUAUGGCAGGCAUGGACAUGGCAGAGAGGCCAUUGACCUUUUUGAGAAGAUGCGUGGACAGGGUCUCGAACCAGACUCUAUUGCUUUUGUUGCUGUUCUUGCAGCAUGCAGCCAUGCUGGCCUUUUGGAUAUGGGAAAACAUUAUUUCUAUUCCAUGACUAGUAGGUAUCAUAUAUCCCCCAAAUUAGAGCACUAUGCUUGCAUGGUAGACCUCCUUGGGCGUGCUGGAUGCAUAAGUGAGGCAUAUGAUUUCAUCGUGACGAUGCCUAUCAAGCCAAAUGAAAGAGUCUGGGGAGCCUUAUUAGGAGCUUGUCGGAUUCACUCCAAUAUGGACAUUGGGUUGUUGGCAGCAGACAAUCUGUUAAUAUUGGCACCAAAACAAACAGGAUACUAUGUGCUAUUAUCAAAUAUUUAUGCUAGGGCUGGGAGGUGGGCAGAUGUUAGCACAGUGAGAAGUGUCAUGGAGAGCAAGGGUAUCAAGAAGUUGCCUGGUGUUAGUAAUGCCGAGCUAGGGGAUCAGGUUUACACAUUUCAUAUUGGUGAUACAUCUCAUCCACAAUCAAAAAUGAUUUACGAAAAGUUGACUGAUUUGUUACAAAGGAUCAGGGAAAUGGGCUAUAACCCAGAGGUCGAGGCUACACUUCAUGAUGUUGAAGAAGAAGAUAGGGAGGGUCAUCUUUCAGUACAUAGUGAGAAAUUGGCUAUUGCAUUUGUUCUUCUAAACACUAGUCCAGGAACACCUAUUAGGGUAUCAAUGAAUCUAAGGACAUGUAGUGACUGCCAUCGUGCUGCAAAGCUGAUUUCAACAAUAACCAGUAGAGAGAUUAUACUUAAAGACGUUAAUAGGAUCCACUACAUAGCACAAGGACUUUGCUCUUGUGGGGAUUAUUGGUAAAA